Molecule: messenger RNA, 4289 nt
Organism: Calypte anna (Anna's hummingbird)
Lineage: Eukaryota; Metazoa; Chordata; Aves; Apodiformes; Trochilidae
Gene: PRKAA2
Product: protein kinase AMP-activated catalytic subunit alpha 2
Exons: 10
Coding region: 82-1740 (552 amino acids)
Biological process (GO): intracellular signal transduction; protein phosphorylation
Cellular component (GO): cytoplasm
Molecular function (GO): ATP binding; AMP-activated protein kinase activity
Source: RefSeq, a predicted model, not a curated record
CGCCGAGCCGAUCCCAGCCGAGCCGAGCCGAGCCCCGCCGGGCCGGCCCUGUGCAUUGUGGUCCUUCGGCGGGGGGCGAAGAUGGCCGAGAAGCAGAAACACGACGGGCGGGUGAAGAUCGGGCACUACGUCCUGGGAGACACCUUGGGGGUCGGCACCUUCGGCAAAGUCAAGAUUGGUGAACAUCAGCUGACAGGUCACAAAGUAGCAGUGAAAAUCCUCAACAGACAGAAAAUCCGCAGCCUGGAUGUGGUUGGGAAGAUCAAAAGAGAAAUUCAAAACCUCAAACUCUUCCGGCACCCUCAUAUUAUCAAACUGUACCAGGUCAUCAGCACACCAACUGACUUCUUCAUGGUCAUGGAAUACGUCUCUGGAGGGGAGUUAUUUGAUUACAUCUGUAAGCACGGACGUGUUGAAGAGGCAGAAGCUCGACGCCUUUUCCAGCAGAUUCUCUCAGCAGUGGAUUACUGCCACAGACACAUGGUCGUCCACCGAGACCUGAAACCAGAGAACGUGCUGCUGGAUGCACACAUGAAUGCCAAGAUAGCUGAUUUUGGCUUGUCCAACAUGAUGUCAGAUGGAGAAUUUCUACGCACCAGCUGUGGCUCUCCAAAUUAUGCAGCCCCUGAAGUCAUCUCUGGAAGGCUCUAUGCUGGCCCUGAGGUGGACAUUUGGAGCUGUGGUGUUAUCCUCUAUGCCCUUCUGUGUGGCACUCUGCCUUUUGAUGAUGAGCAUGUCCCCACCCUCUUCAAGAAGAUCCGGGGGGGUGUGUUUUACAUCCCUGAAUACCUCAACCGCUCCGUCGCCACUCUCCUCAUGCACAUGCUGCAGGUUGACCCCCUCAAGAGAGCCACCAUCAAGGACAUCAGGGAACACGAGUGGUUCAAGGAGGAGCUGCCCAGCUACCUCUUCCCAGAGGACCCUUCCUACGACGCCACCGUCAUCGACGACGACGCGGUGCGGGAGGUUUGCGACAAGUUUGAGUGCACCGAGUCGGAGGUGAUGAACAGCCUGUACAGUGGUGACCCUCAGGACCAGCUGGCAGUGGCUUACCACCUCGUCAUCGACAACAGGAGGAUCAUGAACCAAGCCAGUGAGUUCUACCUCGCCUCCAGCCCCCCCACGGGCUCCUUCAUGGAUGACAGCUCCCUGCACAUCCCUCCCGGCGUGAAGCCGCACCCCGAGCGGAUGCCGCCGCUGAUAGCAGACAGCCCCAAAGCACGGUGUCCUCUGGAUGCCCUCAACACCACAAAACCCAAACCCUUGACUGUCAAAAAGGCCAAGUGGCACCUAGGAAUCCGCAGCCAGAGCAAACCCUAUGACAUUAUGGCCGAGGUGUACCGGGCUAUGAAACAGCUGGACUUCGAGUGGAAGGUGGUGAACUCCUACCACCUCAGGGUGCGCCGCAAGAACCCGGUGACAGGAAAUUAUGUGAAGAUGAGCCUGCAGCUCUACCAGGUUGACAACCGCAGCUAUCUCUUGGACUUCAAAAGUAUUGAUGAUGAAGUGAUGGAGCAGAGGUCAGGCUCAUCCACCCCCCAGCGCUCCUGCUCCGCCGCCGGUUUGCACCGCCCCAGGUUGAGCAUCGAUGCUGCUGCCAUUGCUGAGUGCCAGUCCCUGAUGGGUUCCCUGAGUGGCUCCUUCGUGGGCAGCAUCCCCUCCACCCCACCACGCCUGGGCAGCCACACCAUGGACUUCUUUGAGAUGUGUGCCAGCCUGAUCAUGGCCCUGGCUCGCUGAUGGCUGGCCCCGAGGCACCGGUCCCACCGCACACGGCUCCUUUCUGGCUCCCAGCUGCAAAGAAGCUGCUGACCUCCCGUUACAUUUUCCAGAGGAAAAGUUGAACUUGGACACAGGUACACUGUGGUCAGUUCUGUCGAGUUAUGCUGGUACAUGCACAAACAUCAGGAAAAGCAGGGUAAACAUAUUUGAACUACAGAAACUUGAAUUACUCCAAGUGCAAUUCUUCAAAAGCCACUGGACAGUUGAGCUUUGCAAGCCACAAACUCACCCAAGCUUUGCUUCAGCCCAAGGAGGAGAGAGAGAGAGAUGAGAUGCAAAGGAUUGACUUCAGUUUGGCUCCAGCAUUAACCUCCACCUCUGGUAUGAGUUAAAUCAGAAGAAUUGUGUACUGUUCUAGCUGUAAAAUUAUAUAUAUAUAUUAUAUAUGUGUGUGUAUAUAUUUUAUAUAUAUAUCUGUAAAGUAAGUAGCAUCCCUGUCAUUGACCUCUCAGUUUUAUCUGCCCAGUGGGUUGUGUGUCCUGGACUUUUGCCAUCUCACACACACUCAUCCCGGAGUGUGAGAGGACCUGGAGAAAGGGGAUGAUAUUUUUACACCCUUUUCUAGGUAAAGCCCAUGAGUAGCUUAGCUGACCCUGACAGACCCAGCGUGGGCUCCUCUAGGGAGGAGCAGUGGGAUCAGGAGCCAGAAGCACCCUGUCCUCCUAACCUUGCCAGUCCAAGCCCUGGUGCUGAUGGGGUUUAGGGCAGUUUCAUUUUCAGGACACGGAGCUGUGCAGGUGAAGGCAGCAGGAUUUUCUUCUUUUCAUGGGUCAGAAAUGCAUCUUCAGUGUCCAACUUAGCAUUUCAGAAGGGGUGUGGAAGGUAUAGGUAUGGGCAGUGUUGUAAAAACCAAAAGAGUUGGUUAGUGUCUCUUGUGCAUAUAUUUUAUAGUGUGUGUGUGUGUGAUUUUUAAUGGCAUUUGUAUCAGAAUAGAUGAACUUUGAACAAAAUAACCAUUCUCUCCACACCUUUUCGUUCCACUGCUCUUUGCCACCAGUCCUCUUGUUGUGCACCCAUGUGGAAGGAAGAGAGACCCACACACAGGACAUGAAAUUGUGCCUUCACCAUACAUUAGGACUGCUGGGAGCCACAGCUUUAUUCCCCCAGGUGCACAAACCCCCCCAGGUGAUGCAGAACCCCACUGCUGAGACACGCGGGCCGUGCCUCCAAAUACUUGAAGUACCAUUUCUUGUGCAAUUAUUUGGUUUCACCCUUCUAUUAGCUGAGUGGAGAAGAGGAAGAAGAAUCACACACCCAUCCCCUUGGGAUGAGCUGAAAAUUCUCACUCCCCCUCCUGAAGUGUUUUACUGGAAAGUUUUAGGGUCUGUUUUUGUUUCGGGUGUAUGAUGUACCUACUAGAGUCACCUUUUGUAAGUUCUUACUUUGGUCUGGAUGCUUUCCUUUGGCUUUCUUAGUCAUUUCUUUAUAUAUUCCUUUUAAUCAUUCACUUUUAUAUACAUAUAUAUAUAUAUAAAGAGGUUUAUAUAUAUAUAUAUAUAUAUAAACAAACCAACAGCUUCCUGUAAUUCUGAAUUUCCAGUCUGCCUCUUGGCCGUGGAGUUAAUUCAUUCAGAGGUACCUCCCUCCCAUGCUGGAGAGAUGAGCUGGGUUUCAGAAUUCUUGUAUUUACACCUACUGACCAAACACAGGCUUUAGCUGAGAGCACACCUGGUGUUACUUGUGUUUGAUGCAGGGCUUUUUUGCUUGUUUUGAUCAGCAAAGUGAGGAAUGGGAGGGUAAAUCAGGUCUCUAGCUGAAAAGCAUGAGUACAUUGUUUCUUAGAGCUAAAAAAAGUCUGUUUUCAACAAAAGCCUUGAAAGCUGAAGCUGCCUUAAUUUAAACAUCAGAAUUGUUUUGUAAGACUCAGCUCUCUGUUGGCACUUUUUCCCCCCCCACCCCCCAAUUUUUAAAGUAGUUUAUUUAUCCUCUGCUCACAAAGCUGUGAAGUAGCUACUGUAGACACAGUAAUAUUUAUUCUUGUUGCUGAAAGCAUGUUCAUGUGUUCUGUAUCAUGUUAUAUUCACGUGUUUUGUACCUCAAUGCAUUUGUUUUGUUUUUUCUUUUAGAGCACAAAGCAAAACUGAAUCCCAGGAUAACUUUAGUGUCCCUGACCCAGGAGCUCUGGGCAGACAAACCUCAGCUUCAUGUGAGAGAUGAACCAGGCUAGUCCACUGUAAUUUUUUUUUCUUACUACAAAGACUAUUUAUGAAUUUUAAUUUUUUUUUUUUUGCUAAAAUAGUGAACUUUAAAAGCUCUGAGUAUAAGCAUCUCUUCAACCAUAUCAUUAACAUGAAGCUCAGAAACAAAUUACCAAGCUGUAGAAAUACUCCAUUCUCCUUGGCAUUUCAUAUUUUCUCAGCUGAUGGAGAAGGUUUUGGUUUCCAAUGACUUGAUUUCUACUUUCUGACUUGUAGCAGUUUGGGGAGGGCAUGGAGCCCAGGUUCAGUUUUGUCCUUUGUGCAAGUAACUGUGCUUUAGAUAAUCACAAUGAAGCCUUUUACCUUCCA